Molecule: messenger RNA, 4257 nt
Organism: Oryzias latipes (Japanese medaka)
Lineage: Eukaryota; Metazoa; Chordata; Actinopteri; Beloniformes; Adrianichthyidae
Gene: gdf2
Product: growth differentiation factor 2
Biological process (GO): BMP signaling pathway
Cellular component (GO): extracellular region
Molecular function (GO): cytokine activity; growth factor activity
Source: RefSeq, a predicted model, not a curated record
AUAUUUGAAAUGAAGAAGAAGCAAAAAUUGUGCAGAAAAUUAUAUUUCCCUGUCAUUUACUGAUCUCCAGUUAAGGUGCUGGGAAGGAGAGACUAUUUUGUUAUUUUGUGGUUCUAUUCGAUUUUUAAAAAACGAUGACAUCACGGCGGGAGGAACCAUCAAAAAAUCUCUAAAGGGGCUAAAAAUAUACAUAUUUCAAAAUCCACUGAUGACAGCAAAACAUGUGUUGGUGAUGUACAAAGGAAGUUUUAAAAUAUUAUGGGAUGGCCACAGGACCUAUAGCUUGGUGGCUAUUUUGAGACAAAAUUUUGUGAUUUUAACAUUUUCCCACAAUAUGUGAACAAAAAGCUUCUGCUUUUACAGAAUUUCCCACACAUUACAUCCACAGCCACAGCUGAAGUCUCAUUGACCUUUGACAUCGGGUGGAGGUUGCCAUCUUAAAUAGAAAAAAUGAAAGAUAAAAAUCAGCUUUAGUACCUUAAAGUCCACAGAGCUAAAUCAGGGUGGAGAACAGGCAUGAGAUCAUCAGAGGGGUAUUCAGAAUCCAGCCGAGAGUCGGGGCAGGCGCCAGGCAAACAGAGUCAGAAACAGGGUCAGGACACCGAAGGUCAGGUCCAAAUAUAAUGCUGAGAGUCAGGUGUGCGGCAUCCAGGAAGUGUGUGCUGGGGUUGCUGGGAACUGUAGUGUGGAUAGAACUCUGGGGGCGCUCCCGCCGGUGACCAGAGGGGGAGACAGAGCUCUGACUUCUGACAGACUUCUCCUUAGGAUUUAAAUCUAGGCCUCCUAACUCCUCCAGCAUCAUUGGAAGAAAACGUUGGCUUUUAAGUUUGUAGAUCUGGAAUGGCGUUAGCUUGGCGAGCUCAUUAACUGUAGCACGCACGUUUUUUGACAGGAAAAUUCAGAAAAUUUAACACAUAAAUGGUUGGUUCGAGCUGAACGAAUUAUAGAGAUCGUAGGAUAUGAACGUUUUAGGAAUGUGGGCGUGGUUAACAAAAAACCUCAGCAUGCAAAGAAAACCCGGAAGAUUCUUCAAGAAACGACUUUGGUUCGUCACCCGCAGGACACCAAAAAAUAAUUUUGAAAACAGUUUUGCAGGAGCAGAGGGGUUGAGUGAUCGGGGCAGCAAGGGUUAGGGAGUUGCCCCUUUGGGUUUUUCAAGUCUACUAACUUUUUGUUUCUUCUUCCUUUACACAUUUACUUUCUUUAUUUGCCCAUUUCUCCCGUCUGGUCCUAUUUCUGCUCAGUUUUUUGGCCUCCUCUGUUCUCAUUCAUGCACUCGUCCUUCCUGCCUUGCAUUUUACCUUCUCCCCAUCGUGAUUUCACCUCACUUCUGUGGUCCAUCCAUCCCAGAUCUUCUGCAGUGCUCUGUCCUCCGGCGCCUCCUCUUCCUCAUUGGUGCUGAAGCUGGGAAAAGAAGCGUCUGCUCCUCACUAACCUCACAUCCUGCAGGUCGUCCCUCAUUAAUGUGGCUGAAUGUUUAUAGUGUCUUCAUUAGCAGCCGUCCCAACGAUAACAGGGCUUCAGAAAAGCCGUCCGCUCUGCUGAUAAGGACGGCCGAGCUUCUAUUUUGGUUGACGCGAGUCGCCCUGUUUACUCUGGGAGCAUGGGAGAGGACACCAGGAUCAUUCUGGCACCCUCUUCGUUUUCAAACUUAACACAAAAAGUCUGUUUUAACCUGAGAAGUCGCGCCGGUUCUCAGUCUGCUCCCCAAGAUGACGACCUCCAGAAGCUUUCUGUUCCAGCUGCGCUUGAGUCUGGCGCUCGCCAUCGGCUCCUGCCUCUGUAAGCCUCUCGGUAACAGCAUCCCCGGCGACGCACCGCGGGACGCGACGCUGCAGGACGUCCUGGACGAAGAAGACACAGAGUCCAGAAUGGAGAACCUUCUGGAAACCUUGAAGGAGGGUUUCCUGAGGCAGCUGAACCUGUCAGAGGUUCCUCAGGAGAACUUCAAGGUCUCGCCCCCCCAGUUCAUGGUGGAGCUGUACAACAAGUAUGCCUCAGACAGACUGGCUGCUCCCCAAUCUGAUGUCAUACGGAGCUUUACGGUUCAAGAAAUCCCUGUGAGUGAGGCCAACAGCUCCAGGUCCAAGCACCGGCUGCAGUUCAGCGUCAGCAUCCCCGGACACGAAAAGAUCACCACUGCCGAGCUGCAGCUCCUCUUCCUCCCAGACGGAAGGUCAAAGGUCGCCUCACAGAGCUCCAAAGCCACCGUCAAGGUCUACCAGGCCGCCGCCGCCGCCACCGACAGCAGCAGCUCGCGGGCUCAGCUGCUGCUGGGCAAAGAGACUGUGGACCGGAGGAGCACGUGGGUGACGUUUGACGUGACCACAGCCGUUCAGAGGUGGGUUCGAUCGGGACGGGGGGCCACUUUCUUCGAUGUGGUGGUGGAGAGGAGGGGCUGCGGCGCCCUUCCCAGCGCAGCCAGCUGCCUCAAUAUGAGCCUGUCGGUCGGAGACAACACCUCGGCUGCUUUGAUAGUCUUCACAGACGACCUGGGGAACAGGAGGAGGAAGAAGAGCGAGGAACUACGAGAAAUGAUUCUCCACGAGGAAGAAACUCUGCUGCACUCGGGCGCCACCUGGUACAGAGGGAGCCAGGUCCCAAACGCUCAGGCCCCACGGCGGCUCAAACGGAAGGCCGAGCGGCAAUACUGCAGCAGGAGCUCGCUCAAGGUCAACUUCAAGGACAUCGGCUGGGACAGCUGGAUCGUGGCGCCGCCGGAGUACGACGCCUUCGAAUGCCGAGGCCUCUGCUACUACCCGCUGACGGACGAGUCCACGCCGUCCAAGCACGCCCUCAUCCAAACGCUGAUGAACAUCCGGGAUCCCCGGAGGGCCAGCAUGGCGUGCUGCGUGCCCAUCAAGCUGGACCCCAUCACCGUCAUGUACCAGGAGAACGGCCGGCUCACCAUCAGAUACCUGUACGAGGAGAUGAAGGUGGCAGAAUGUGGAUGCAGGUAGCCAGGAGGAGCAGCGAGAAGAGGAAGCAUAAAUCCACCAAAAUCUAUGAUGGGGGGGGGGUCCAAUAAAACUGUUAGGGUCGAUUCUUCCUGAUGAAACUCAACGCAAAUAAUAAAUAAAGACAUAAAAACGUCAGAAUUGGAACAAACUGACUUGAAAUCUAAAAAAAUAAUUUGAAAUAAAAAAACUUAAACAGGAAUUUGUUUAUUUUAGCAUUUUACGGAUUAAAACAAACUUAUUUUCUGGUCUACAAGGCGCCUAAUAAUCCGGAGCGCCUUAGAUACGGCUUCAUUCUGGUUGCGUUUACUGAUGUUGAAGCGAUCUUGAGAUGCUGUCUCUGUCAAAAUGAUUGAUCGGAUGUUAUUGUGAUGACGCCACCGAACGUGUAGCGCUGUCAGACUGUUUUUAACGUGUUGCAAAGAAGGUUGGGAGUUUCGGGUAUUGUGAACACGCUAACAUGGCGUAGCACGUUCUGCAAACUUUUCGUCUCUUUUAUAAGGAAAAGGCCACAAAAGAGGAACUUUCUGAAGUCAGAAUCCCUUUGAGGAAAGAGCAUCAGAGUUUAGGUCACACACGGUGGUGGAAGUAUGAUGGUCAGGGGUUAUUUAACAGUGGUGGAAAUCGGGUUUGUUUACUUUAUCAGAAAAUAUCCUGCUUCAAAUUUCCAGGGAGGAUCUUGUGAGCUUGAGUUACAGAAUAAAUAAAAAAGGAGACAGAGAGAUGCUUCUGCCUGACUGUAAACAGACCAGAAAUGGUAGAAAACCCAACCCUACGGCUAAAUAAAACAACGUUUGGCAGGAUUCUUUUUCAUUAAACAGAUAUUUUGGUACAUCUGGUCUUUCCCUGUCAUUUUCCACAGAUUUGGGGGAUUUUAGAUGCACAUCAGUUUAAAAAUUAGAAUAUUCCUUGUCACUUUUCCCAUAAUUGAACUGCUGUGUGAAACGUGAUGAAUUCUCCUUUUACAAAUGUAAAGUUAAAGUGUUUAACUUAAAAAAAGUAAAAAUGUAUUUUUACAAGUGAAGUAAAUUAGUGAUUUGUUAAAAAAAACAUUUUAAUUUUUCUUUUUGUUUUUGCUUUAAUCUCACAUGAAAAUAUUCUUUCUUUUUCUUUCUGUUGAUGUUAUUUAUUCUGUAUUUGAUCAAUAAUCUUCACUUGAAGUGGUCGAGUAUAAAUAGUUCUAACUAGAAGUUAGGAACCCGAUAAUAUUAACUUUGUGAGAAUUCAAAAAGUAAAGAAUAACGGGUGGAAUUAUAUCAAUUCACUUCCCUUUUCCAACAAUUAAACUUUUUUACACCAA